Messenger RNA from Scaptodrosophila lebanonensis, 2772 nucleotides. RefSeq names its product inversin (gene Atac3). The record is from RefSeq and is a predicted model, not a curated record. Gene Ontology annotation, biological process: positive regulation of transcription by RNA polymerase II. Gene Ontology annotation, cellular component: nucleus. The coding region runs from base 732 to 2549 and encodes 605 amino acids. The transcript has 10 exons. NCBI's taxonomy places the organism in Eukaryota, Metazoa, Arthropoda, Insecta, Diptera, Drosophilidae. Gene Ontology annotation, molecular function: protein binding; transcription cis-regulatory region binding.
UACGCGGAUUCAUUCUAAUUGAAUUGUUUGUAACUUUAAGAGACUCGAUUGUGUUGUGCGCUUAUUGGAAAUACGCUAAAAUUUUAAUUUAGGAAUAUAACCACUUCGCGCUCUAAGGUGGUACAUAUUACGGGCAAGCGUGUUUCGGUAAUAAAGUGGUAGCUUAAAGUGCGAGAAUUGUUUUAAGACUUCAAUUAAAUACAAAUAAAACGAUGUGUGGCCUAUUUUAGGCAAAUUCAUUUAGUCCGACGAUGAAAUCACAAAAAAAUAUAUAAAUUGUGUGGAACUCAUUUAGUGAUGCAAAGUAAGAGCAGGUAAAACAGCUGUUUCAUGUACAUUAUUUAACUGGUCUGGCAGCUCUACAUCAUUAGUGGAGCGCUUUAAGUUGUGUUAGCUACAAAAAAUUGCGUUACAUUUUGUUUUUGAAUUAGAACUAGAAUGCGCGUUUGUGACAAAAUGUUAGCGGCUGCAUAAUUUACCUCCGAUUUUCAAGUUUACAAUUCGACGCUUAACAACACUGCCCAUGUUGCCAUACUACUCUCACCCUCGGCGCGCGCUGCAGGUGAUCGUGUCGUUGUACUCACUCACACAUGCCCGCAUAUUAGUGAGAUCGCUGUGAGUUUUGUGUGCGUGCAGAAAACAUAAACAUUUUAAGUAUUUGUUGGAGAAUCCCGUGCUGGUAUGUUUGUUUAAGCCGAAUUCACUGCUGCUAAAUCUGAGGGCUGGCUAAGAUGCACACCGGCAGCAGCGGCCUAGGCAUGGGCACCAGCAAAGUUGUAGCGACGCUCCGCGCUGAUGGAAAUGUGUAUCCAACGGAAGCGCAAGCGCCGUUCGCUCAGCUCUCCAAUUUGACGGGCUACGAGAUUCGCACCGAGAAUGAACUCCUAUUGAACAAGGGCAACAUAAUUAAUGCCACCACAGUCGUCGACUUGGGAAAACAGUUGCUGCAGUGUGCGCGAGACAGCGAUGUAGCGGGCGUGAAAGCGGCAUUGGGUCACGGUGCGCCCUUUGCCUCGGACUGGUUGGGCAUGUCGGCGCUUCACUUUGCGGCCAUGAACAAUCAAGUGGAAAUCUGCGAAAUCCUGCUAAAAGGUGGCAUUAACAUAGAUGCUAAAACGAAGGUCGAUCGAACACCACUGCACUUGGCCUGUUACUAUGGCAACGUACAAAUUGUGGUCCUGCUUUUGUCCAAAAAGUGUGCAGUGAACACACGUGAUAUGCUACGGAUGACUCCGUUGCACUGGGCCGUGGAAAAGAGGCACAAAGAAAUUGUCCGGUUGCUACUGUUAUUUAAUGCGGAUGUUACUUUAGCAUCAAAGUUUGGUAAAACGCCAAUUGGACUCGCUGUGCUCACAGAGCAGGCAGACAUCCUGGCCGAGUUGGAAGCAGCGCGCCGGGCUCAGGCGAACCGUGUGCUCAACGAGGAGACCGAGCGAAAGAAAUUUGAGAGCAAAAAGGAAACCAGUGAGGCAGUCAAUUCGAUUAUGGAGGAACCGGAGCCCGCCAAGAGCGUGGAAGAAGGAGACAUGUCUGUAGAAGAUAGGAUGGAUGUUCUCGAAAACUUGCGCAGACAUACAAAUAUGCUGGGAGAUUCGGCAUUGAAUAUGCUUAAGACACAUGGCAUUGCCGACAUGAUGCAGGACAACGACGAUGAUGCCUCAAAGGAAAUGCUUAACACAGCGCUGCAAAACGGAAGACAACUGGUGCUCUCUGAGGGAGGCCGAAUGCUGCUGCACGAAACGAAAACGAAGCCAGGUACAAAUGGCAUCAUCAGCAAUAGCCAAAAUAAAAAUAACAACAACUUGGGCAAAGCCGUUCCCUCUCGGCCCAUCUCAAAUCAGUCGCCUCAAAAAAUACGCAUGAAUGUUAUCAAAAGAAGCGAAGCAUCAACAACCGCAACGACAGGGGUGACAAAGAAUAAGAACAUACGUAUAAUAUCGUUGAGCGAUUUUAAAAAGCUUUGCCGCAGGGAUAGUCAAACAAAAUGCAUUCAAAAAAUACCUGCAACGCUCGCGAGCUCCGGCGUAAUACGUCAGCUCUCCGAUGGCACGAAACUGGUCAACAUGCGGCAAGUGCAGUCUCGCCAGCUUAAACUGCCCACAGUACAUAAGAAAGGGGAAGGCGGAGCCAUUGAAGAUCAGCAACAGAUGUCAAAUGAUGCCAUUACCCCAGCCACAAACAGUCCAGCUACGACGAGUACCCGCGGCCAGGUGGGCACUGUGCAAACGUUGCAGUUGCGGCCAUUAUCCUCAACAGGUGUUUCCGUUGUUACCAAUAAUGGUACUACCACUAAAACAACAACACCUACAACGUUUCGUACCAAUAUGCGCAGCGAAUCGAGCACAAUGAAGGCGCCCAAUGUCAUGCCACUACUGUCAUCAUCCGAGAUCUGCCGGCAACUGCAUGAACUGCGGCGUCAAAACGAAGAGCUGCGUCGUCGCUUUGAUCUGGUGGAGAGGGAGAAGGAGGAAAUGCUGCAUCGAAUUGAACAACUAGAGCAGCUGAUAAUUGUCCGCGACUCCGAGCCGGAUGUGGAAUUUGUAGUUUAGUACAUGUUUUGACUUAGCCGGACUGUAUAUAUGGAACAUAGUACGUACGAAAUAUCAAUUUUCUCUAUUAAUUAGAAUUUAAACACUUUUCGACUGCUUCCCCAUAUUUUGGCCUCCGUUUUGAAACUAGUAAUUUCAUUUAAACACAUCGAUAAAUUAACAAUUAGGCUAAAUGUAAUUAAGUGAUGUACAAUUAAACGCAAAUGUUAGCAGAGAAAAUGAA